AUGUUGCUGAGUGUCGGGUUUAAGCCUUCAUCGGUUUCGGCGGCUUUCAAGGUUGCCAUCCCCGAUGGCCUAGCUUUUUCCGCGAGGCAAGAUAUCGUGGCAGACAGCCUCGUUUACAGGGCGACAGAAUGGAAGGGGAUCUUUGCAGCUCUGAAAAUCCCAGAGAGAAUUACAGAAUCCUAUGCGGAAUUCCAAGAUCUGUUGACGUACAAGGUCAAUCAGUUGCUUACUGCGAAUGUAUUCUCCAAGCUGAUAAUGUUCUUUUCAUUCUCUGCUGCUCUGGUAUUUUUUGGUGCUUGGCUCUGUCUCGUCACAGGAGAAACCAAUUGGCGAUCAGCAUUGUUCAAGUCAUAUGCUUUGCUCAACAAUGCACCCGGAGUUUCUGUGGUUGACGAGGAGAAGCCUCAGUCUGCUUUCAUCGCCAACAUUCUCUUUGUGACGGGGUGUCUGACAUUUGCGGUCUUAUUGGGAACAAUUACAUCAGCCAUUGAGAUUGUGGAACGAGAUCACAUUGUGAUGUUGAACUGGAACGACAAAACUAUCCCAAUGCUUCGACAGAUCGAAGCAGCUGCUAGCGAUGGCCGAAUUCCUCUCAAGCCUGUCGUGAUCCUUGCAAGCAAAGAGAAGGAAGAAAUGGAUCAAGAGCUAGCUGAUCAACUCGAAAAGACCACAUUGCCCAUUUUCACGAGGAAAGGCAAUCCUGGGACUCUCCCGGACUUGCGCAUGGUUUCCGCUGGAGCCGCACAGCAUGUCCUGAUCUUGCCCGACGAGACAAAAGACGAGGCUGAUCUCAUCUCGCAAGCUGCCUGUCUGCAAGCUCUCCAGGCUGAUCGACAGCCUGGGAAGAAGAUCGGACCAAACAAGAACGACAUCAAGGUCGUCGUUGCAGAUUGCGAUCCAGAGGGAGAGAGAGACUUGGACGAGCUCAUGUUUGUCACCAAAAAUUCUUUCUCACGGCGAAUCAUGGCAGUGACAGCUCUCGAGCCGCGACUCGCAUCUGUGUACACCGACAUCCUCGACCAAUCGAAGGGGAGUGAAAUUUACCUGCGGUCAUCAGAGAUGUAUCCAUGGCUCCAAGGAAAAUCUUUCAAACAAAUGGGCGCUCAUUUCCCCGAUUCUGUAUUGCUGGGGUGGAUCACGAGCGAUGGAAAGGUUAUGAUGAACCCAUCAGGAAAUGAGAUUCUUCCGGAGAAGAGCAAGCUGGUGAUCCUGUCCAAGUGUAAACGACAAGAUCACUUGUUGGCGGCGAGCAGCGCAAACAAAGUUCGGAUGCGGCAUGGAGUCCAGCCGUCAGAGAUGUCGAACAAGCUCUUAGAGCAGACCCAAAGGCCCAAUCACGCCAAGUUCAAGCACAUUCAGGGAAGUUCAUUGAGCAAGUCAGAUGUGAAGAAGGCUCGUGUGCUUGCUGCUACCAAGAUUGUGCUCGAAGCGAGGAAGAGUCAGGGGCACACGAAACCCCUUCAGAUCAUCGCAGAGAUCCAGAACUCUCUCACCUGCAGCCUGGCAGAGAAGUUCGCUUUGAGCAACCCUGGCGUGCACAUCCAAUGCGUACAGACUUCCUACUUGGAAGCCGGAGCCUUUGUUCAGGUGCUGUGGAACCCAGAAGUGAAUUCAGUGUAUCAAGACUUCCUCGACGCCACAGGAUCGGAGAUCGUUGCUGUUGACGCCUCCUUCUUCGGACCCUCCGGCUCCAUCAGGCAAGAGCUCUGUCUGCGAGGAAGGGGAAGGGGAAGGGGAGGGAGGAUAGGAAGAAGAGAGAGGAGGAGAGGAGAGGCUGCUGUAGGGUUGACGAUGGAGGAAAGGACCUUCGGUCAAAUCUCCGAGCUUGCCAUGAGCAAGAAGGCUGUGGCGCUCGGGAUCUUGAGAAAGGACGGCAACGUCGACAUGAGCCCACAUCGAUCUGCUUCCUUUCGGCUCGAGGAAGGACUCAAGGUUGUCUUGUUCGCCGAUGGCGUCUGA
This is a messenger RNA of Guillardia theta CCMP2712, 1959 nucleotides long. RefSeq lists its product as hypothetical. The coding region runs from base 1 to 1959 and encodes 652 amino acids. The record is from RefSeq and is a predicted model, not a curated record. Gene Ontology annotation, biological process: monoatomic ion transport. The transcript is spliced from 36 exons. Lineage: Eukaryota; Cryptophyceae; Pyrenomonadales; Geminigeraceae.